AUGCCGGAACCCAUUGCCGUCAUCGGCUCGUCCUGCCGAUUCCCAGGCGGCGCAUCGUCCCCCUCAAGACUCUGGGACCUUCUCAAAGAACCACGAGACCUGCUCCGCGAGUUUGAAAGUGACCGUCUCAACCUCGAUUCUUUCUAUCACAACAACGGAGAGCAUCAUGGAUCGACAGAUGUUGUCAACAAGGGCUAUCUUCUUGAAGAAGACAGUCGAGCCUUUGAUGCGUCCUUCUUCAACAUCAACCCUGUCGAGGUUGACAGUAUGGAUCCUCAGCAACGGUUGACAUUGGAGUCUGUCUAUGAAUGCAUCGAAGCCGCGGGCUAUACAUUACCCCAAAUGCAAGGCUCGAUGACAUCGGUAUAUGUUGGAGUCAUGACCGGAGACUACCAUGACAUUCAACAACGCGAUCCGGCAACAAUCAACCACUACAACGCCACCGGAACUGCAAGAAGUAUCCUCUCAAAUCGAGUCUCGUACUUCUUCGAUCUACACGGCCCGUCUCUCACACUUGACACGGCUUGUUCUUCUUCACUUGCGGCCCUCCAUCUUGCCGUUCAGUCCCUACGCAAUGGCGAGUCUGCUACCUCUGUCGUUGCUGGCGUCAACUUGAUCUUUGACGCCUCACUCUAUGUAAUGGAGUCCAAGCUCCACAUGCUGAGCCCUACAUCCCGAAGUCGAAUGUGGGAUGCUGCAGCCGACGGUUAUGCCCGUGGCGAGGGAGUCUCAGCCGUUCUUCUUAAACCCUUGUCCAAGGCCGUGGAAGACGGUGACCACAUCGAGUGUGUGAUUCGCGAGACUGGAAUGAACAGUGACGGCCGUACUCCCGGCAUUACAAUGCCAAGCUGGACUGCUCAGUCAAAGUUGAUCCGCCAAACGUAUCGUAAUGCUGGACUAGAUCCUGUUGCCGAUCGGCCACAGUUUUUUGAGUGUCACGGUACCGGAACCUUGGCUGGUGACCCGGUGGAAGCCCGGGCUGUGAUGGAAUCUUUCUUCCCACCUAAUUCAUCGGCGGCAGAAACGCCAAACGCAAGCAAGCUGUAUUGUGGUUCUAUCAAGACGGUCAUUGGACAUCUCGAGGGUUGUGCAGGCUUAGCAGGACUUCUCAAAGUGUCACUGGCACUGCAAAACGGACUUGUUCCGCCAAACCUACUACUUCAGGUACCUACCUCGGCAAUGCCUUGGCCAGAAGUCACCAAGGGCCCGCGAAGAGCGAGUCUCAACAGCUUUGGCUUUGGAGGCACCAACGUCCAUGCCAUUGUGGAGCAGUAUGUGCCAGAAUCGGACUCCCCAAUCAGCAACAACAAGGAGCAGGAUUCAUUCGUCGGCCCGCUUGUUGUUUCGGCCGAGCGCGAAACAUCGCUCGUCUCGAGCAUUGAGAAGCUGGCCGACUUUAUUCGGUCAAACCCUGAGGUCAACCUAGAGGACCUGGCAUUUGUUACUCAGACUCGCCGCACUGCCUUCCCUGUGCGCGCCUCCUUCACCGGAAGCUCGAGGGACAGACUUCUCGAAUCCCUCGAUGCAGCAGUCAAGGCUGCCGAAUCCGGGGCUCAGGUGGGCACCAAAUCCCUCACAUCGUCAUCCACAACGUUGUCGACGUCCCCGGCCAUUCUCGCCAUCUUCACCGGCCAAGGUGCUCAGUGGGCUUCCAUGGGCCGCUACAUGGUGGAGAGUAGCAGCCAAUAUCGAAAGUCCAUUGAACAGUGUGAAGAAGCUCUGAAGGAUAUACCGGACUCGCCAACAUGGUCUCUGAUGAAGGAGCUCUUGGCAUCCGGGUCUCGCAUCCACGAGGCAGCCAUUUCUCAGCCUCUUUGCACCGCGACGCAAAUCGCCAUAGUCGACGUUCUCAAGGCAGCUGGCAUCUCCUUUCGCGCCGUUGUUGGACACUCAUCGGGAGAGAUGGCGGCUGCCUAUGCGGCAGGCAUCCUUUCUGCAUCCGAUGCCAUUCGCAUUGCCUACUAUCGUGGCCUUCACACCGGGUUAGCUGGGGGUGAGGGCGAUAAGAAGGGCGCAAUGAUGGCAACCGGCUUGGGCUUUGAAGAUGCUGUCGCCUUUUGUGAACAGUUCGGUGGUCGCAUUGGUCUGGCAGCCAGCAAUUCGCACUCUAGCACCACGAUUUCGGGAGAUGCAGAUACCAUCACUGAGGCCAAGGAGAUCCUGGAUCGUCAGGAGACAUUUGCUCGCUUGCUCAAGGUUGACAAGGCAUAUCACUCGCAUCAUAUGCUGACUUGUGCCGAACCUUAUUUAUCAUCGCUCAAAGCGUGCAAAAUAACGGUAAACCCACCGGCAGCCGAUUGCACAUGGAUCUCUACCGUCUAUGACCACGCAGAGCUCCUAGACGACGAGGACGAUCUGCAGGCCUUGGAUGGCCAAUACUGGGUUGAUAACAUGACGAAGCCCGUCUUGUUCUCCGAGGCAGUAGAAUGUUCUCUAUGGCGCGCUGGACCCUUUGAUAUGGCCGUAGAGAUUGGACCUCAUCCAGCGCUCAAAGGUCCAACAACGCAGACAAUCAAGAACGCGUUGGGCUCCAUCAUCCCAUACACUGCAUUCCUGAGCCGAGGAGAUCACGAUAUCGAAGCUUUCUCUCGCGGCGUUGGCUAUGUUUGGGCACGGCUGGGCGCAGUAGUCGACUUCUCGGGCUACAAGCAGGCAUUCAAUAUUGUCAAGCCUAAGAUGCUCAAAGGCCUUCCGACUUAUUCUUGGUAUCACGACAAGCUCCAUUGGAAGGAGUCCCGUAUCUCUCGCAGGUACCGACUGGGCAACACGCGGCCUCACGAGUUGCUUGGAAGGCGGGUUGGCGAUGACACAGACUUGGACAUGAGGUGGCGUAACAUCCUCAAGGUCGAAGAGCUUCCGUGGACCCGUGGACAUGUAUUCCAAGGCCAGAUCUUGUUCCCAACAUCCAGAUACAUGGCAAUGGCAAUCCAAGCUGCCCUGGAGAUUGCAGAUGGGCGUCCAGUGAAGAUUAUUGAGAUUCGCGACCUCGAGAUCCCGCGCGCUCUCACACUUCACGAAAACAAUGCCGGCGUCGAGUCCGUCUUCUCAGUCCGGCGCGCAGAGACUUCCUUUUCUUGCUCCACUUGCUCGAGCGAAGGCAACGGCACCAUGGAGAAGAAUUGCGGCGGCAGCAUCACGAUAGAAUUUGGUGAUUCGGAGACGGAGGCUCUUCCAAGCCGGCCCGUUGGUCGAUCCGGCAUCUUCCUUGUCGACCCGGAAGCGUAUUACGACUCCCUCCUCGGCAUCGGCCUGGAUUAUCAGGGUGUCUUCCGCGGUCUCAAAUCGGUUGAGAGAGCCAUGGGCUAUGCGACAACAAAGGCGAAAUGGUCUCGGGCCGACCUUGGUGAUGAGUACAUCAUGCAUCCUGGUCCGCUAGACGUGGCUUUCCACUCCGUCAUCGCGGCAUUCUGCUCACCUCAGAGCGGUGCCUUGCACGCGCCUUACUUGUCCAUCAAAGUUGAGCGUCUAGUUCUGACUCCGUACGCCAACUACAUUGGAGCGUCGGGAGAUGUCGAGUUUGAGAUUGACAGCUUCAUUACAAAGACCACUCCCAACACUUUCGAAGGUGAUAUUCAUAUCAUUGGCUCAGAUGGACGCACUGGUCUUCAAGUGGAAGGUUUGGCCCUUAAGCUUUUCACCGAAGCCCGUGCGGCUGAUGAUCGACACAUGUUCUCCAAGAUGGUCUGGGAGCCCGACCAUCUAAGUGCUACGAACAAUCUCGAGGAGAUCAAGCCAGGUGACGCAGAGCUGACUCUUAACAAUGCUAUUGAGCGGACAUCCCUUUACUACCUCAAGAAGAUCUUCGAGCCCCUGAGCGACUCUGAUGUCUCAGAGUGGAAGUGGUUCCACAAGGCCUUUUACAACGCCUCGAAAAUUUGCAUUAGGGAAACCGCCGAGGGCAAGCACCCAGUACUCAAGAAGGAAUGGCUCCAAGAUAAUGAGGAGGUUAUCAUGGCGUAUAAGGAGAAGUAUGAAGAGCAGGCUGAUAUUAAACUGAUCCAUGCUGUCGGCAAAGCACUCCCCGAUGUUUUGAACUCUGAUGCGCAGCUCCUCCAGUUUAUGAUCCAGGACAACAUGUUGGUUAACUUGUACACUAAGGGACGUGUCAUGGAAGCACUUAACCCGGUUAUGGCCGACGUCAUGCAGAGCAUCGCCCACAAGUUCCUUCGAGCCAAUAUCCUAGAAAUCGGCGCGGGCACGGGAGGUACCACAAACUCCGUCUUGGGCCGUCUCGGAGACACCUAUGGACAGUACACUUACACGGACGUCUCGGCUGGGUUCUUUGAAGAUGCAAAGAAGCGAUUUGCCGCCCACAGCGACAGACUCGUUUACAAGGUGUGCGACAUUGAGAGGGAUCCGCUCGAACAGGGGUUCGUCGAGGGCAGUCAGGAUGUCAUCGUUGCAGCCAAUGUGCUACACGCAACCUGCAAUUUGAAGACGACCAUGGCCAAUGUUAGGAAACUCCUCAAGCCUGGAGGCUAUCUUGUCAUGGUCGAGGUUACCGGCGUGCAGCUGCACAUGAUGUUACUCAUGGGAGGCCUGCCAGGCUGGUGGCUGGGUGUGGACGAGGGCCGUACCGGCGGUCCAGGAAUCACACUAACCCAAUGGGACGAGCUUCUCCGAGGCACAGGUUUUACCGGUGCCGACAAGUAUGUCACGGAUCUCCCAGAUGCAGCUUCACAUGCCGCCUCGGUCAUCAUAACUCAAGCGACGGAUGAGAACUUUGCUAAGCUGCAGGAUCCCCUUUCCUUCCUAGAUGAGCUCCCGAUCCUGGACCGUGUGCUCAUCAUUGGCGGCAAGACACUUCCGGUGUCUCGUAUGGUCAAGAGCAUUGAGAAGCUGGUGUCAAGGUUCACUAGUGAGGUGACGAUCGCGGACAGUAUUGACCGCCUUGAUAUUGCCAAACAUGUCGGCGCAAACACGUCAGUUAUUUCUUUGGCCGACAUGGAAAAGUCAUUCUUCUCGGAGCCCCUGACGGAUGAACGGCUCAGCAAGCUCCAAGCAUUGUUCUCCAAUGCGACUAAUACGCUGUGGAUUACAUCUGGUCGCUUCGACCAGGAUCCCUAUGCCAACAUGACGGUUGGUCUUGCUCGCGCUUUCAUCACCGAGAUGCCGCAUCUCAAUCUCCAGUUCCUUGACGUGAGCAAGGGCUCGGCCAUAUUUGACGCUAGAUACGUGCCAGAAAUUUCCUUGGUCGACGACGUUAUCCGCAUCCCACGAGUAGUUUUGGAUGCCGAAAGGAAUGACAGGCUCAACUCCUUGAGGCGUAGAAUUACCAAGCACGUCAAACCUGGCGAAUCCGUUGUCAAGGUGGUUCAUGACAAUCACGGCAUUACUCUUGAGGAGGAAGCUCCAUGGUUGAACGUUUUGUCGUCAACAACCGACGGAGGUAACGAGGCUAUCACGCUGCAGGUCGAAUACUCCAUGUCAAUUCCAUUUUCGAUUGAAAGUCGGUCAACUGUUUGCGUCGGCACUGUCAAAGCUACCGGGAAGCCUGCAUUGGCCAUCACGUCUUUCCAUGGCUCGGAGAUUUCAGUUCACCCAGAUCUUCUCCUCGAGCUGGAUGCCAUUUACACUCCUGACGAGCUUGGUCUUUUUGCCAAUUUGAUUGCGGCAAACUUGCUGGUACAGUCUGCAAGUUCGCAGUUAUCCACUGAACAGUCUCUUCUGGUGUAUGGUGCAACGCCCGAGUUCGCCUCCAUUGUGAAGAUCGUAUCUGAGGCCCGUGGUCGCAAGGUAUUCUUUGCCAACUCAGGAUCAGCUAUCGACACUAGCGCCUUCAAGAUCCAUGCACGGGCAUCGCCUAGAGCAAUCCAAUAUCUGCUGCCCUCUGGUAUCGGAUCCGUCGUUAGCCUCGCUCACACCUCAGAUCUCGUCGCCAUAAACCUUCUCACACUUUAUGGAGGGGCUACAUUCAACAUUGACCAGCUUGGAAGCCUGAGCGUGUCAAAGGGACAUCUGGAUGAUGCCCAUAAGCAAAUGCAGACUGACCGCAGCAACCCCCAGACUGUCACUGUCAGGGCAAUUCACGGAAAGGGCUUAUUUUUCCUGAACAAAACCUAUCUCAUGGUGGGUUUGGUCUCGGACUUGGGUCUAUCGCUCUGCCGCUGGAUGGUCGAAAAUGGUGCCAAAUACAUUGUCAUCACAAGUCGCAGCGCUGAAGUCAGCCCAGUCUGGCUCGAGGAAAUGGCUAAGCUGGGAGCCGUCAUUAAAGUCUAUAAGAUGGACGUCUCAAAGAAGGACUCAGUCCAAUUUGUUUGCGACAGCAUCAAGGCCACACUUCCUCCCGUUGGUGGUGUCUGCAAUGGUGCGCUUAACAAGGAUCUCGACUUUUUCGUUCUCUUCUCCUCGAUGAGCUCCGUUAUUGGCAACGCCGGCCAGUCCAACUACAAUGCCGCAUCGCUUUUCCAAGCAGCCAUCGCCAACCAACGUCGCUCCAAGGGUUUAGCCGCCUCCGUCUUAUCCCUCGGAAUGGUGGUAGAUGUUGGUUACAUAACCCGUCUUGGACCUGGCGCAGUGGAUAGGAUGGCAGAUGCCUACUAUAUGAGAAUCUCGGAAUCUGAUGCGCACAUGAUUUUCGCCGAGGCUAUUGCGGCCAGCAAGUCUGUGGCAUCUGGCAGUGGUGGCGAGGAUGCUAUUGAAAUUAUUACUGGUAUCGAACAAUUCAAGUACAACGCAAAGACAAAGUCCCGGCCGGCAUGGUUCUCGAACCCACGAUUGAGCAACUUUGUUCGGCUUCAACAACAGGACGGCUCGGACAAUGCUUCCAAGGACUCCUUGGUAGGCGGCACUAGCAGCGCAGCGAUUCAAGCACAGAUGGAUGCUGCGGCCACCGGCGAAGAGGCAACACAGGUACUUCUGGCGGCGUUUGCCCAGAAGAUCGAAUCUAUGCUCCAGAUGGAACCGGGUAGUAUGAAUGUCGAGGCCCCAUUGCUCGAUGUCGGCAUUGACUCCCUGUUUGCAGUCCACAUCCGAGCCUGGUUCCUCGAGAAGAUCCAUGUUGAUGUACCGGUUCUACAGACACUCAGCGGCGACAGUGCGCGGGGCAUUAGCACUAUUGCUACUGCCAAGUAUCUUGCCGCGAAGGGUGAUGGUAGCGAUGAAAAGGAUAGUAAGGUUGUGGCGUUGGACGAGGCACCAGCAGUCCCGGAGGCACUAUCUGUGGACAAAACUGAGCGGCUGGUCCCCACUGUGAUAACAGAGACCGAUUCAGUAUCAGAGUCGAGUGUUAAGGAGAGCUCGCUGUUCGAAAGUAAAGGAGUUGCGACUCCUUUGACUCAGGCAACGGACACCAAUGACUCAAUAUCCGAAAAGGAGGCGACGAUGGAUGAGGCUGCCCUCUUGCAAGUAGGAAAGCUCUCUUAUGCGCAAUCAAGACUCUGGUUCCUCGAUCAACUGUCCCAAGAUAAGACCAAGUAUAGCAGCUUGUGCACGUAUGAUAUCAAUGGUCCAGUCCAUGCCGCGCGGCUGAAGCGCAUUCUCGUUAAGGCUCCGGAAUGCUUCACCCAUAUUCGCGACCCGGCCCCUGAAACCUUGGACAAUGAAGUUGCGAGGUUGAGAAGCAAGAUCUGGGACCUGAGUCGCGGUAAGAUGCUGGAGGUUGUUCUCAUCUCGUACAACCCUCAACAUCAUUCGCUUCUUGUUGGCUACCACCACAUUGCGCUGGAUGGUGUGAGUAUGCACAUCUUCUUCGCCAGUCUCAACAUGGCUUACCAGGGGAAGACAUUGACUACCACUGGAAUACAAUACAUCGAUAUCGCUGCAAAUGAGAGAAGCAUAGGUGAAAACGAAUUAAAAGACAAGAUUCAGUUCUGGGCGAAGCAACACUCACCACCCGCCGACGUCUUGCCGUUGUUCGCAUUUGCAAAAGCGAGAAUCCGUCCGGCUCGAACCUCGUACACCAACAUCGAAAUUUUCAAGGACAUCGGAGCACCUCUCGCAGAGCGAAUUAAGUUGGCCAGUAAACAACUCAGAGUGACACCAUUCCACUUCUAUCUGGCGGCUAUGCAGGCGCUCUUCUUCAGACUGCUAGAUGUGAGCGAUAUCUGCAUUGGCGUUACGGAUGCGAACCGCAACGAUGAGAACGCCGAGACAAUCGGGUUCUUUAUCAACUUCCUCCCUCUUCGCCUCAAGAUGGGCUCUAGUAAAGAGACCUUUGCCGACCUAGUAAAGAGUACCAGCCAAGUAUACUACGCUGCUCAUGAGCACUCUAGCGUGCCAUUAGACGUGAUUCUAGAGAAGACGGACAUUGAGCGAAGUGCAACACAUACCCCAUGUUUCCAGGUUGCUAUGAACUACCGACAAGGUAGCUUUUCCGAGCUGCCUCUAGGGAAUUGCCAGAUUAACUUCAAGUCUGGCUACGACGCUAAGAGCCCAUAUGAUUUCGCCUUCAGUGUAACUCCUCUGGGAACCUCUUGUAUUGUGCAAAUCGUGAGUCGAGCUGAUUCAUACAGCCAAGCGGACACGGAGAUGUUACACAACAUGUACACCACGCUGCUGGAGGAUGUGUCUCUCAAUGUUGCAAAGGCUGUCUCGGAGUGCCAGGUAUACGAGCGUUCAGGCGUACAAAGGGCACUGGAGAUGGGCUGUGUGCGACCCAAAGACUUUGGGUGGCCAAGCACCUUGUCAGAGCGAAUUGGCAACAUGACGGCGCCCUAUCCAGAUCACGUUGCGCUCAAGGACUCUCAUGGAUCCUUGACAUAUUCUCAGCUUUCACAGAGGGUCCAGUCCACGGCGGCCCUUCUCGUGGAAAAUAAAGCAACAUCAGGCACACGCAUCGGAGUGCUGUGCGAGGCAACGAGCAACUGGGUGAUUGCCAUGCUAGCUGUCUUGCGAGUAGGGGGUACCUAUAUCCCAUUGGAUAUGUCCAUGCCCCGCGAGCGUCUUUCCGCCAUGAUCCAUGUCAGUGAACCGACUGCGCUGCUCUGUCAGCCUUCGACGCUCUCAUUGGCUCAGAGUCUCAACGCCGGAAAGAUGACAAUUCUCGAUUUGGAUGUGAAGCAAGUGAAGUCUGGGGAGGCCCAAUGUCGGAACUUGGCUAAACCCGGUAGCUGCAGCUUUAUCCUCUUUACCAGCGGCACAACUGGCACUCCCAAGGGCAUUCAACUGUCCGAUGCUGGAAUCAUCAACUAUCUUGCAAGCAAGGCUGAGUAUUUGGGCAUGGGACAGGAGAUUGUCCUCCAGCAAAGCUCGCUUGGGUUCGACAUAGCCAUUGCCCAAGCCUUCAAUGCAUUGGCUCACGGAGGCACGCUCGUGAUCGCGCCGAGCGAAAUUCGUGGUGAUCCCGUAGCACUGAGCUCUCUGAUUGUGAAAGAGAAGGUGAGCUUCACUCUCGGCUGUCCGACGGAGUACCUGAUGUGGCUUCGAUCUGGGUCCAAAGCGCUUCUCGAACAAACAAGCUGGCGUUAUGCAUGUAGCGGCGGUGAGGCAGUCACCGAGCGAUUCCGUGCCACGCUGAGAUCGAUGUCUAGCCCACCAGGGCUUUUCAACUGUUAUGGCCCAACGGAAAUCUCCUGCUGUGCGACGGUGCUUCGUGUGCCCCUCGAUGGUGACGGCCCGGAUGGCUCAGUUGGUAAACCUAGUCACAAUGUUGGGAUCUGCGUCCUUGAUACCAACGGGAAUGUGCUUCCACCAGGGAUUCCAGGCGAGAUCUAUAUCAAUGGUGCUGGUGUGGCAAUUGGAUAUCUGGGUGUUGGAACGACAGGACAGGAAUUUUUCAUCGACAACGCUUCAUAUCUCGAAGGGCGGACUCGAAGCUACAGAACUGGCGACAAGGGCGUCUGGCUUGAAGACGGCUCAAUCCGAUAUCUGGGCCGUCUGGAUAAUGAUACCACAGUGAAACUUCGGGGCUUGCGCGUUGACCUUGAUGAUGUGGCAAACACCAUCCUGAGAGAGUCGGCUGGGUCCAUCUCAGAUGUGGUUGUAACAGUACGCGGCACUGAGGAAAAUGCUUCUCUGGUCACCCAUGUCGUUCUCAGCAAUGACGACGACUCUUUGAGCAAACCUGCAUUCUUGAGACUGGUGCAUGAAACGUCUCUUCCGCGAUACAUGCGACCUUCGCGCAUGAUAGUGCUAGCCAAGUUACCGAUGAGCACCAAUGGCAAGGUAGACAGGAGGUCGAUAGCCUCAAUGGAGUUGCCGCCCCUGGAAGACAGUCGUGAGUCUCGGUCAACACCUGUCACGCUUAAGCAGGGCGAGCUCCGUCUUCUUUGGAACAGUGUUCUGCGUGACGAAGUACGCAUCACCGUAGACUCCGACUUCUUCAUGGUGGGAGGAACUUUCCUGACCCUGGUUGCCCUUCAAGACGCCAUCCGACGUAACAUGUUGGUCGACCUCUCCAUCAAGGACAUGUAUAACCACAGCACACUCGGAGCAAUGACGAAGCUGGUUUCGGAUAGAGCUCGCGAUGCUCCUCCGACACCUUUGAUCGACUGGGCCAAGGAGACGGCCCUUCCUUCAAGCUUGAACUUGAAUACCGAAGGAACUGUUGCUGACGAGGAUAUGGAGAUAAUCCUGACGGGAGCCACGGGCUUUCUUGGUCGAGCCAUCUUGAGAUCACUCAUCGCCAGCCCAAAGGUAAAGCAUAUACACUGUUUGGCAGCGGGAGCAGGCCCGUCGACAGGCAGAGCCGUAGAUGGCGAUCGAGUAACCUUUUACGACGGCAGUCUCAACGAACCGCGGCUUGGCCUGGACGCUGAAACGUUUGCUCGACUCGAACGCACUGCUGAUCGCAUUAUCCUUGCUGGUUCCCACGGACACUGUCUGAACAAUUACAACUCACUGCGUACGCCAAACGUGCUCUCCACGAAGACCAUGGCGCUGUUGGCCUUGCCACGCAGAAUCCCCAUACACUUGGUGUCGUCCAACCGCGUCACGCUGAUUGAUCCCAACAGCCAGGCUGCGCUCCCACCCAUCAGCGUUGCCGGCUACCAACCCGCAACGGAUGGCUCCGAGGGGUUCACAGCAACCAAAUGGGCCAGCGAGGUGUUCCUCCAGAAUCUCACCGAAGCUUCGGCCGCGUCUUCAUCUCAACUUCCCGUCACAAUCCAUCGGUCGUGCGCCGUCGUUGGUGACGAGGCGCCGAUAGAGGAUGCUCUAAACGCGCUGCUCAGGUUCUCCAACAUUAUGCGUGUCGUGCCGCACACCUCGGAUCUCAAUGUUGGCGGAUACUUUGAUUUCAAGCAGGUCGAUCUUGUCGGGCAGGAGAUUGUCGAUUCUGCGAUUGCUUCCCGGCAGCGAGGGUUGGCGUUCCAACAUCACUCUAGCGGAGUCAGAGUUCCCCCGAGCGAAUUCAAAUCGUUCAUGGAGGAUUUUUAUGAUGCCGAGUUCAAGGAGCUGGAGCUGGAGCAGUGGAUUCAAGCAGCGCUGGAGCUUGGGAUUGAAGAGUUGAUUGUGGUGUAUCUUCGGGCGGUGUUGGAGAGGGGGGCGAAGCUUGUUUUCCCGUUUACGGGUAUGCCUUCCAGUUGA
Molecule: messenger RNA, 11466 nt
Organism: Trichoderma virens Gv29-8
Lineage: Eukaryota; Fungi; Ascomycota; Sordariomycetes; Hypocreales; Hypocreaceae
Product: putative PKS-NRPS protein
Exons: 9
Coding region: 1-11466 (3821 amino acids)
Biological process (GO): secondary metabolite biosynthetic process; fatty acid biosynthetic process
Molecular function (GO): phosphopantetheine binding; fatty acid synthase activity; 3-oxoacyl-[acyl-carrier-protein] synthase activity
Source: RefSeq, a predicted model, not a curated record